Cydia fagiglandana is the source of this 1618-nucleotide messenger RNA. It is a transcript of the gene aph-1, whose product is annotated as gamma-secretase subunit Aph-1. Bases 190 to 912 code for a protein of 240 amino acids. Gene Ontology annotation, molecular function: protein-macromolecule adaptor activity. The record is from RefSeq and is a predicted model, not a curated record. Lineage: Eukaryota; Metazoa; Arthropoda; Insecta; Lepidoptera; Tortricidae. The transcript is spliced from 3 exons. Gene Ontology annotation, biological process: positive regulation of catalytic activity; Notch receptor processing; Notch signaling pathway. Gene Ontology annotation, cellular component: membrane; endoplasmic reticulum; gamma-secretase complex.
GCAGUUUAGAUAGGUCAUAGGUGGCUUGUUGCGAUUUUUCAUGACUAAAUGUUAUCAUAAGAUAGAGAGACUAUUUUUAGUGGUUUUCAAUUCAUAACAUCAAUGAAUUGAACCAUAUACCAUCAGUAAUUCACCAUUAUUACACAUUUUACUUUAUUUUAAGUGUAUUCGAAGUAAAAGUAGAGCAAGAUGACUUUCGCCGAAUUCUUCAGCUGUUCCCUGCUGGCCUUUGGGCCCCCUCUUGUGAUGUUCGCAAUGACGAUCGCCAAUGAUCCUGUGAGGAUUAUUAUUAUGAUCGCGGCGGCGUUUGGGUGGCUACUGUCAUUCCUAUUAUCGUCACUUGUGUGGUUCGCUGUAGUGCCUUUACGGACAUAUUUAGUGUUUGGGAUGGUGUUUGCUAUUAUAUUCCAGGAGCUCUUCCGCUAUGGCAUGUAUGUGCUUCUCCGGAAGACUGAGGCUGGUCUAAAGGAGAUCUCGGAGAAUCAUGAGAUUGGCAGUAACAAGUUGGAGAUGGCUUACGUUUCUGGGCUGGGAUUUGGAGCAAUGAGUGGUGCAUUUGCUCUUGUCAAUGUCCUAGCUGAUUCGGUUGGACCAGGCACUCUAGGCCUUCACAACGGCACAGAAUAUUUUUUUGUUACAAGUGCUGCCAUGACACUCUGCAUGAUCCUGCUAAACACUUUCUGGAGUGUCAUCUUCUUCAGUGGCCUCGAUGACAAAUACUACCCAAAGAUAGUCUGGGUUGUUGGGUCCCAUUUCUUUGUAUCAGGAUUAAGUUUACUAAACAGGAAUGAACUGUAUGCAGCUACUAUUAUACCAUCAUAUAUAGUGCUGAUAGUAACGGCGUAUUUAGCGUACAGGUCUGCUGGAGGUACUGGUAGAAGCUUUUUGCAAAGCUUUUCUUCUAGAACAUAGAAUAGAAGUUACUAAGUGGCCCAGUGCCUAUGCUAAGAUGUAAAAUUGUAAAUGAUCAUUGAUCUCGUGAGAUAACCUGGCCUGUGACAUUUAGAUGUUGAACUUUAUAUGCAUCAAAGAUUCAGUUUCGGAAGUACUAGAUUUCUUUUCGGUAUUAAAUCAGUUUGCAAUUUAACAAGAACUUGUUUCCUGAUUUACGAAGUUGUGAUAGCUGACAAAAGAAUGUGUUUUGGAGAAUGAGUACCAAUACCACCAUUACCCUUCAUUCAAAUCCAUUGAUUGUCUAAUACUAGAAUCAUGUUCAAAUCGAUUGGUACUCCUAAUCAGAGGACUGCUGUUGGGUUUUGUAUUGAUACAGUGUCGGACUUUAUCAUUCUAUUUUUUUAUUUAUAUUGUAAUAAGUUUUAAAUAUAAGAUGUACCUAAUCCAUUCCCAAACAAACCAUGUUAAUUUUUUUUUUAAUUAGUAUCAUAAUGGAUUUGUGUUUACCUUAAAACACUAUUAACAUUUGAUUGGGCAAUGAUAUGUAUUCAAAAGGUAUUUAUUUCGUUUUAACAAGCCAAUGUCUACUAGACGGACAAUAAUGAAAUUAAUAAGAUAGAUGAGAUAAUAAAAGCUUAUAAAAUAGAUUUAACAUUAAUUUAUUAUAAAUUCAUUCCCUUAGCCUAGUUUAAUUGUACAAAUUGGACGGAAAAUUAUUAAUUAU